AUGGCUGCUGCGCAUGCCUUCUUCUCCUUCUCCUCGGUCGAGCCACUGCUUGCCUUCUUCACCUUCUCCUCGGUCGAGCCACUGCUCCAUUCGGCUUCACGGGUAGCUGGAAAUGGUGGCCGGAGCGGCCGCAACCAUGGCUUCUUCCGCCCUUCGACGGUGAUAUGUCCCGGGCGGGAGCCUGCGUCCCAUGGGCUGUCCGAUGAUUUUGACUUCCAGGAAAGCCUAAUGAAUGUUCAAGCAUUGCUACAUCAACAUCCACCGAGUGGACGAGGCUUAUUGACCACUGUUGAUCACCUCAAGCGCCUCUGCAUCGACCACUAUUUCCAAGACGAGAUAGACUCCAUCGUGGAGUCAUGUGCAGAUCUCAUCCAUGGUGAUGAUCUGCUUGAUGCAACCAUUUCAUUGAGGUUGAUGAGAGAAGCUGGGUAUUGUGUUUCGGCAGACAAUGUUCUUCGGAAGUUUGCAAAUGAUAAUGGUGAUUUCAACCUUGGGCUCAGCAAAGACGUUAGAGUGCUGCUGAGCUUGCAAGACAUGUCACACCUCAACAUGGGAGAGCCAUCACUCUACAAGGCAGAUGAAUUCUCAAGCAAGCAUCUUAGAUUUGCAAUUAAGUAUUUGGAGCCAAACCUUGCAAGAUAUGUGAGGCAGUCAUUAGACCAUCCCUAUCAUGUGAGUCUGAUGCAAUACAAGGCAAGGCACCAUCUGAGCUACCUGCAGAACUUGCCCACUAGGAACAUGACAAUUGAGAAUCUGGCAUGUGCAGAGUUUCAGAUUAAGAAGUUGCAGCAUCACAGGGAGAUGCAAGAGGUUAAGAGAUGGUGGAUGGAUCUGGGAUUGGCUCAAGAUGUACCGGCUGCAAGGGACCAACUUCUUAAAUGGUACAUGUGGCCCAUGACUGUCCUAGAGGGUUUCUCCUUCUCUAGAUAUCGGAUCGAGAUCACAAAGAUCAUAUCCAUAGUCUACAUUGUGGAUGACAUCUUUGAUCUUGUCGCCACACAAGAGGAGAUCUCACUCUUCAAUGAAGCGAUCAAAAUGUGGGAUCUUGCAGCUGCUGACCCACUUCCCAACUACAUGAUAUCAUGUUACAAGGCUCUUUACACCAUUACAAACGAUAUUGCCGACAUGGUUAGAAAAGAGCAUGGAGCGAACCCUAUCAAUCAUCUCAGGAAAGCUUGGGCAACUCUGUUUGAUGGAUUCAUGAUCGAGGGGAAAUGGUUAUCUACUAAUCAAGUCCCUACAUCCGAGGACUACCUAAGAAACGGAAUCAUCACUUCAGGAGCACCACUUGUUUUCCUACAUCUUUUCUUCAUGUUAGGGCAUGAUUUAACAGAGGGCAACAAAGAAAACAUUCAUCGGGUCAUCUCCUGCCCUGCAAAGAUAAUGAGGCUCUGGGACGACAUGGGUAGUGCAAAGGAUGAAUCACAAGAAGGGCUAGAUGGAUCAUACAAAGAGUUAUACCAGAGAGAAAAUCCUCGUGGUGAUGCCGAUGAGCACAUGUUGGAUAUGAUUGCGAGUGAAUGGGAGUGUCUGAACAACGAAUGCUUCUCUGGGAUGAAGUCAACAUUAUCGCAUAGCUUCAUCACGGCAUCACUAAACUUUGCGAGGAUGGUCCGCGUCAUGUAUGGCUAUGACAACGAGCAAAAACUCCCCAUCCUUGAGGAUUACACCAGGAUGUUGCUCUUCUAA
Molecule: messenger RNA, 1689 nt
Organism: Triticum turgidum subsp. durum (durum wheat)
Lineage: Eukaryota; Viridiplantae; Streptophyta; Magnoliopsida; Poales; Poaceae
Source: the annotation of a GenBank genome assembly